CACUGCACUUCCCUUGUACCUCAUUUCACCUGUGUUUUAGGAACGUCCUCAAACUCCUCAACUGAAAAUAUGAAGAAGCAAGGUUCAGACAGAAAUCCUGCUCCAGUUUUGCCAGCACUGCCAGAACCACUCAAAGAUCUGAAAAUUAAGUACACCAAGAUAUUUAUAAACAAUGAGUGGCACGAUGCAGUCAGUGGUAAAAAAUUUGAAGUCUUUAACCCUGCAAAUGAAGAGAAAAUCUGUGAGGUUGAAGAAGGCGACAAGGCAGAUGUAGACAAGGCUGUUAAAGCAGCUAGAAAAGCUUUUGAGCUUGGGUCACCCUGGCGUACAAUGGAUGCUUCAGAGCGAGGAAGGCUCUUGAAUAAACUAGCUGACUUAGUUGAAAGAGAUCGGCUGAUUUUAGCGACAAUGGAAGCCAUUGAUGGUGGGAAACUCUUUUCCACUGCCUACCUAAUGGAUUUAGGUGCCUGUAUCAAAACAUUACGCUACUGUGCAGGCUGGGCUGAUAAAAUCCAUGGGCGUACUGUUCCAAUGGAUGGAAACUUUUUUACAUUUACAAGACAUGAGCCUAUUGGUGUGUGCGGCCAAAUUAUUCCUUGGAACUUCCCAUUGGUUAUGUUCAUCUGGAAGAUCGCCCCUGCCCUUUGUUGUGGAAACACGGUGGUUGUCAAACCAGCAGAACAAACUCCACUGACUGCCCUUUACAUGGGAUCCUUAAUUAAAGAGGCAGGAUUUCCACCUGGAGUUGUGAACAUUGUGCCAGGCUUUGGACCCACCGCUGGCGCAGCGAUUUCUCACCACAUGGAUGUAGAUAAAGUAGCUUUCACAGGCUCUACAGAGGUUGGCAAACUGAUUAAAGAAGCAGCAGGAAAGAGCAAUCUGAAGAGAGUUACAUUGGAACUUGGAGGAAAAAGUCCUAACAUUAUAUUUGCGGACGCAGACUUGGACACCGCUGUGGAAUUUGCACAUAUUGGUCUGUUCUACCACCAGGGACAGUGUUGUAUAGCAGGAUCUAGGAUUUUUGUGGAAGAGCCUAUUUAUGAUGAGUUUGUUCGGCGGAGCAUUGAACGAGCAAAGAAGUAUACUCUUGGCAAUCCUCUGUUGCCUGGGGUACAGCAAGGCCCUCAAAUCGAUAAGGAGCAGUUUCAAAAAAUCCUGGAGCUAAUUGAGAGUGGGAAAAAAGAAGGAGCCAAACUGGAAUGUGGAGGAGGUCCAUGGGGAGACAAAGGUUACUUCAUCCAGCCCACAGUUUUUUCUAAUGUUACUGAUGAUAUGCGCAUUGCCAAAGAAGAGAUAUUUGGACCUGUUCAACAAAUCAUGAAGUUUAAAACUAUAGAUGAGGUUAUCAAGAGGGCAAAUAAUACUACCUAUGGUUUAGCAGCAGCAGUUUUUACCAAAGACAUUGAUAAGGCACUGACGUUUGCAGCUGCUCUUCAGGCUGGAACAGUAUGGGUUAAUUGUUACAGUGCAAUGUCUGCUCAGUGUCCUUUUGGAGGAUUUAAGAUGUCAGGAAAUGGACGAGAAAUGGGAGAAUAUGGCCUUCAUGAAUACACGGAAGUUAAGACUGUCACAAUCAAAAUCCCACAGAAGAACUCAUAAUGCUGCUUGAGGAGCAGAGUUUAGCAUCUUCAAAUGAAUCUAAAAAGGCUAUCUGAAUUCUGAAAAGUUUUAUACCACAAAUUAUUCAUUAACCAUUUUCCUUUCUGAUUGUAUAAGAGGUCCUUGCUUACAUUAACAAUAUAAAAAUAAAUGUAGAAAAUUGUAAUGUGACUAACAGAAAAAAGAAAUUUUAACGUCUGGUACAUAGCUAACUAAUUUUGAAAAUUUUUUGAAAAUUUUGAAAAAUUCAGAAAGAACUAUUUUUUAUUUUCAGUGAAAGGUCUCUGUAGUGCUAUGAAAAUGUUCCUUUUCAAUAUACCCUGCAAGU
Molecule: messenger RNA, 1927 nt
Organism: Charadrius vociferus (killdeer)
Lineage: Eukaryota; Metazoa; Chordata; Aves; Charadriiformes; Charadriidae
Gene: ALDH1A1
Product: aldehyde dehydrogenase 1 family, member A1
Exons: 13
Coding region: 70-1599 (509 amino acids)
Molecular function (GO): benzaldehyde dehydrogenase (NAD+) activity
Source: RefSeq, a predicted model, not a curated record